Molecule: messenger RNA, 2283 nt
Organism: Apis laboriosa (Himalayan honeybee)
Lineage: Eukaryota; Metazoa; Arthropoda; Insecta; Hymenoptera; Apidae
Exons: 9
Coding region: 342-1355 (337 amino acids)
Source: RefSeq, a predicted model, not a curated record
UCGAGUCAGUUCGUUCGGCUGCACGACAUCGCGACCACUGCGCAGUCGUCCAUACGCUUCCUUCGAUUUCAAAUUGAAACACGGGUACCGUCAAACGAAUCGAUCCCAUUUUCUUCAUUUCAUCCUCGAAUCCAUACGUUCCCAAUUUUUCCUUUUUUUUUAUCUCAUCCAUACUCCGUCAACGAUAUCGAAAAGUGUCAUCGAACCGUGUCACAUUCUCCCUAAAAAAAAAAAAAUCUCCCUUAAUUUGGUAAACGAGUGACCUAGACAGUUUUCACCUACAUCGAUCGUAAGUCGUCGACCAACGCAUUGAAACUCCGCUCACGCGCUCACCGGUGGUCAUGAUUACGAGAUAUCGAUGUUGCGAUAUAUUUUUGUUAAUAUUCUACCUCCUUCUUCGGGAUCCCGAUCACGUAUACGUAAAUGGGCAUGGCCGACUCAUGGAUCCGCCAGCAAGAAACAGCAUGUGGCGCUUUGGAUAUCCGAAUCCUGUAAAUUAUAACGACAAUGAACUAUUCUGCGGCGGAUACGCAGUUCAAUGGGUGCAAAAUAAGGGUCAGUGUGGCGUUUGCGGUGACGCAUAUCACUUGAAAGAGCCGAGACCGCACGAAGCGGGUGGCGAAUAUGCGAAAGGCACAAUUGUUAGACAUUACACGGUUGGACAGGAUAUCGACGUCGAGAUUGAGCUUACGGCGAAUCAUUUAGGCAGAUUCGAAAUGUAUCUUUGUCCGAAUAACAAUCCAAGAAACGUGGCGACUCAAGAAUGCUUCGACAGGUAUCCAUUGUAUAUAUCCGGAACCCGGGAUGUUCGAUUCGAGAUACCCGAAGAUAGCGAAAGAAAAGCUAUAUUUCGAUACAAGGUAACUUUACCUGCCUACGUCACCUGUACUCAAUGUGUCAUUCAAUGGAAUUAUUACACUGGUAACAUGUGGGGUACUUGUGAAAAUGGAACCGAAGCCAAUGGAUGUGGAAGACCAGAGACGUUUAGAAAUUGCGCCGACGUGAGCAUCAUCACUAGCACAGCUGGAGUACCUCCCCUCUUCGUACAACAAGACAAUCCCUUUUUGCUCUAUUACAAAGAUUAUCGUUCUCCCAAUAAUAUAUUCCCACUUGUCGUCAGAUCUCAAGUGUGUGUACCUACCCCUCUUUAUCGGCGUAUUCCAGGAAUGAACGAUUGGUGUCAAACCAAUUGUCUUCGCUAUCCACCAAAUUGUCCACCAACUAUAUGUCAAUGCCCGGAAGUGUGCGACGCGAUCGGAGAUAUCGGUGGAAAGGACGGUGCGAGUGUUUAUUGCAUGGAUAAGUGCCUGGUUUAUCCACCCAAUUGCCCGUCUCAACGUUGCCGUUGUUAUUGAACAAAUUUCAAUAAUUAUGCACGCGUCAUCGCGUGAUGAUUCCAUUUCGAAUCAUCGUAUCUAUCGAUUGCGAGCAAUUUAUCGUGCAUUCACGUACAAUGGAUAACAAGAUUUCCCUUUUUCGACGACAAUCAGCGUAAGCGAGAAUAAAAAUGAAACAAGCGUUAUUCAACAUUUUCGUUAUUCAAUGCGUGAAUUUGUCGAAUUAUUAUCGAAAAUAAUAUAUACGUACGUUCGAUAUAUUCCUUGUCAAUAACUUUUUCAGUUUUUUCGAUAAACACGCGACCGAGAUCGUUCCAUCGAACAACUUUUGUAUAGUUGGAUAAAGUUCGGCAUUAACCCGUUAAAAAUAUAACUAGUUAAAAAUGUUCGUAUAAGUUCGGCUCUUUCUAACGCUACGCGAUUAUUCGCGGUUAUUUUUAUUCGAUGUUUCGAACAAUAAAUUAUUGAAGUAAUUUUAUUCUUAACUUUAUUAAAUUUUCUCCAUCUAUACCGUAUAGCUUUAGAAUAAAUAAGAUAUACGUAUGUAAGAACAAAUCGAUAAGUUGAAAGUGGAAAAUGGAGCGAAAACGAAUUCGAAAAUUGAACGUAUGAAUUUUAGAUAGAUAGGUAUAUCUGUUUGGAACGCGAUGGUAUAAAAUAUAGAAUGGUAUUAAAUUGCUAACAUACAUACCGUAUCGUGGAAUCGUUCUAAAUUCCAACGAUUUUCCAAUAGCAGACGGUCGAUUUAUCCGAAAGCACAAUAGACAAUAGCUGGUCUAUGGUAUUUUAUAACGUCGAUUCCGAAAUACCGUUACAGAUAUAUAUGCGUCGCGAUUAUACGUGUUGAUAUAUUAAGCGCCAAUACACGAUUCCCAAUUUUUUUUGAAAUGCAUCAAUUUUAAAUAUGGUAUAAUACUACUACAUAAUACGGUUAUUAAAUUACACG